Messenger RNA from Lactuca virosa, 462 nucleotides. Lineage: Eukaryota; Viridiplantae; Streptophyta; Magnoliopsida; Asterales; Asteraceae. The record is from the annotation of a GenBank genome assembly.
AUGGAUAUCAUAUCAUUCUUCCCUUCAUGGAUUCUUCCAACAACAUUACUUCUCUUCUUUACUUCCAUCUUCAUGUAUGCUCUUCGUAGGAGGAGCUCAUCCAUCAAGCUUCCCCCAGGCCCUAAGAGGCUUCCAAUAAUAGGGAACCUUCACCAAGUGUUGGGUAAAGAGGGUGUCCAUCAAACCCUAUGGAACCUCUCCCAGACAUACGGCCCAGCUAUGCUUCUUCAUUUUGGAGCCCAACCAUUCCUCGUCAUUUCCUCUAGUGAAAUGGCUACUGAAGUCUUAAAAACUCAUGAUGAGAAGCUGUGUACGCGUCCGUACUCUAAGGCUACCAAGCUACUGUCAUUUAACUACAUGGACGUUGCCUUCGCACCACACAAUGAUCAUUGGAGAGACAUGCGCAAGGUUUUGGUAUCUGAGUUCUUGGGUGCCAAAAGGAUAGAUUAUAUAAAAACGUGA